Molecule: messenger RNA, 2557 nt
Organism: Ornithodoros turicata
Lineage: Eukaryota; Metazoa; Arthropoda; Arachnida; Ixodida; Argasidae
Product: GTPase-activating protein skywalker-like
Exons: 11
Coding region: 563-2161 (532 amino acids)
Biological process (GO): response to oxidative stress
Cellular component (GO): nucleus
Source: RefSeq, a predicted model, not a curated record
AGUGGCCUGUGCCGGCCGCAAUAGCGUCGGCGCAUAUGUGUAGAUAAAGUACACGCGCAUGUGAACCAUUGUGGGUACACUUUAUCUGCAAACACAUUGCAUUCGUAUAAUCCGUGAUUCAAUUUCAAAUGAGAGCUGGUAACAUGGUCGCUAUAAUCGGCUACAUUUAAGUAGGUCGUGGGGAACCACAGUCCCCAGUUGGCAACUCUGGUUAGCUUACUUGUCAAAAACAGUGGUCAAAAAGUGGAAGUGGUUUCAUUUAGCUUCAUUCUAGUUUCACUGGGAUGCGGCCUGUGGUAUCGAAGCAUGUGUCUUUCUUGUAGCGUUUCAGUUAUACCUGUACAUUUAUGUGUUGGAGACGUAGGAAUUGUGGUAUUCAAGGUUGGAAAGAGAGAAGGCCUUCUCAGUCGGAGCGGUGAAGGGGCGGUACGACCUGUGAACAUCACCAGUGUUCCUUGAGGGCGUUUCACGUGUUUUGCAGUUGUGUUGAUCGUAAUGAUGUACGAUUCGCGAGACUGCUAAGAAUACGUGCCUGCCAAAUUCCAUCCUGAGUGUAAGUGCGAUGACUAUGCCGUCUGAAGCAUGUUACCAAGCCGGCUACAUCGACGAUUCGAAAACGCCGGUGUCAGGCUCCCAUCCGGCACCGACUAAGACGUUUGAAGAUGUUGAUAGAUUUUUGAAGCAGGGGAAGCUUAAAGAGGCAAAAGUGACAGUACGCAAGCAGCACUGGCCGAUCCACCAUCCUCGCCGUGGAGACCUGUGGUACCUCCUGGCAACAUAUCAUCGCUCCAAGGGCUCUCCCGGAUGUCAUGAUGAGACAGAGCCUUGUUCUCCUUCAUGGAGCCCUGGCUUGCCUUCCUUUGUGGACCCUCUUUAUUGUGAGGACUUCUGCCUGGGAAACAAUGGGAGACGUUGCUGUGAACGUCUGCUGCAUAAUGUGUCUUUGGCGUACCCUUUUGUCAGCUACUGCCCUCUGCUCUACCCUCUUACUGCUCUUUUCCUACAUUACCUAGGAGAAGAAAAGGCAUAUGACUGUGUCUCCUGCCUACUGGAAGGAACAAAGGUGCGCCACCUGAGCCAGACCCGUCUCAUGCAUCAUACUUCAGCUCGCACCCUCAAGACACUCACUAGAAAACUCUGCAAAAAGACCUACACCCGUCUGCAGAAGGUCCUGCGUCAAGAAGAAGACAUUGAUACAUUUUUUCGCACCUGGGAGCUGUGGGUAUUUCGAGCGUUGCCCUUUGGCCACGUGGUUCGUGUGACGGAUUGCUUCCUCUUGGAAGGUGUGCGGGCCCUCUACCGAUGCGCAAUGGCUCUCAUCAUUCUCUCUAUAUCUGAGCUGACAAGUGGACCGAAAGGCGCCGCCCCUGUUGAUGCCGGGGUCCUACUUGAACGCAUGGUGUCUUUCUGUAAAAUGUGCCCUGUCAAUGUGGACGUCUUCCUAGAGGUUGCUUACGGUAUAAAGGGGAUAAGUGGAAAAUCGUUGAACGACCUACUGUUGAAGGCUGAAGCUUCCGUGCGCUCAUGGACCUCUACUGACCUCCCUCCGUUGCCCUCGUGCCAUUCCUUACCUGUACAACAGGAGCGGUAUGACCGUGUGCGAUCUGCAUCCACUGCCAUUGUACCGAAGGUGAAAUCUCAAGUUCUCGACGCGGAUCAGCUAGGUACCCUGUGGACGUGGCUUCCAGCGCGCAUAGCGAUGCAGGAACCGCGGCUCAUCUUCACAACAAAUGAACACGGCUGCAGCAUAACGAGCUUCUUUCAACGCUGCGAGAUUUGGGAGCCCACUCUCAUCCUAAUUCGCACCACACAGGACGAGAGGCUCGGGGUUUACUGUUCUACACAGUGGGCCGAGAGGCACAAGGAGCGCUCCUACUUUGGAACUGGAGAGUCAUUUGUGUUCGCCUUUGAUGGAGAAAAAGGCAGCCAUUAUCCAUGGGUGGGAGCCCGCAGCCACGCUGAAGUGCCAGCUUCAUCUCGUCUUUUUCAAUGCGCCGAUCAGAAGAUGAUCCAAGUGGGAGGAGGAAAUGGCUUUGCUCUCUACGUGGACUCUUCGCUGGAGCACGGCCGGACACAGCAUUGUGACACAUUUGACAACCCACCUCUGGUCAAGUCUGGCGAGUUUGUCGUUGGCGCUCUGGAAGUCCUGGGCUUUGAAUAAUCCUAUGUGGAGAGCAGACAUCUUAUACAUGUACCACAAUUUGUGCAUACGUAAGAUGUAGUUCAAGACGCUUUCCGAGAUUUCCGUAAUACGCUUGUGAGAGACACUCUCAAUGCAAGCAGUGCUGCCAAGUGUGCAUCGUACCGUCACACUGUCGCGAUAAUUGGUGUAGUUCAGCGGUGUGCACACGUAGCUUAUUUAUAUGGUUGGUGUUUCGAUGUUGUGUAAGUAAUUGCGUAAGAGGGCAUACCCGUAGGCCAUACUCUAUGUAGGACAGUUGAGUGAGCUGGACUGGGCAUCACAGUCACUGUCCCGAAUUCGGAUGAAACAGUAGGUAUGCCGCGACAUUUGGCUAAUUGACGAAACCAUGUAAGUGUAAAUAAAGAACGUUCGAAU